CAGAAAUAAGCAAUUAAGGAAGUUCUUGUCAUCUUUUGCCUGGCAUGUUUUAAAACUAGAGAAAUGCUCACCCCUCUAAAUAGUUGAACUGUUUAACUGCUAUAGGAGCUUAAAAAGAGAGGAUCUUUCUCAUUUUUUUUCUCCUCCUUGAACACUGUGAAAUUUAUGGUAAAAUGAUAGAAAAAGAAGAAAGACUAAGUGAAUCUGGUAACUAAAGAAAGAGCUGGAAAAAAGAAAACUAGAGGGCAAGAGGUGAUAAGACAGGUCACCUCUUAUCAGACAGGAGACAAGUUGAUGGAGAAAAAGAUCUGCUAUGAGGGAAAAUUCUGUCUCCAGCCCUGCAGGAAGAAUUGGAAAAUCAGAAAAGAGUGAAAAGGGAGCUAAACUGACUUAAUCCUCAGCCCAGGUGAAACUGGAAAGACAGUUUAACAUGUUCUUCAGAAUGAUAGGCACUAUCACGAAGAGAUGAAGUCAGGGAUUCAGGCUCAGAGAGACAAAUACUCAUCCAGGAUCCCAAGAGUGAGCAAGGGUGGAAUAUGGACUCCAGGCAAGGCUGCCUAAUUUCAAAGUCCAUGAUAUUCUAAUAGAAAGGGAGAUCUAGUGCUUCGAUCAGAUGCAGACAGAGGUCAUCUUUGCCCAUUUCACUAUUCCAUAGUUGUGAUUUUUCCUUGCCAUUUCUUUUGUCUUCCAGUCAAAGGUAUGCAGGCAGGAUGAGUGCAAACACCUCCAUGGUGACUGAGUUUCUUCUUCUCGGCUUCUCCCACCUGGCCGACCUCCAGGGCUUGCUCUUCUCUGUCUUUCUCACUAUCUACCUGCUGACCGUGGCAGGCAAUUUCCUCAUUGUGGUGCUGGUCUCCACUGAUGCUGCCCUCCAGUCCCGUAUGUACUUCUUCCUGCACAUCCUCUCCGCCUUGGAGAUUGGCUACACGUCUGUCACGGUCCCCCUGCUACUUCACCACCUCCUCACUGGCCGGCGCCACAUCUCUCGCUCUGGAUGUGCUCUCCAGAUGUUCUUCUUCCUCUUCUUUGGCGCCACGGAGUGCUGCCUCCUGGCAGCCAUGGCCUAUGACCGCUAUGCAGCCAUCUGUGAACCCCUCCGCUACCCAUUGCUGCUGAGCCACCGGGUGUGUCUACAGCUAGCUGGGUCGGCAUGGGCCUGUGGGGUGCUGGUGGGGCUGGGCCACACCUCUUUCAUCUUCUCUUUGCCCUUCUGCGGCCCCAAUGCCAUCCUGCAGUUCUUCUGUGAGAUCCAGCCUGUCCUGCAGCUGGUAUGUGGAGACACCUCGCUUAAUGAACUGCAGAUUAUCCUGGCCGCAGCCCUCCUCAUCCUCUGCCCCUUUGGCCUCAUCCUGGGAUCCUACGGGCGUAUCCUCGUUACCAUCUUCCGGAUCCCAUCUGUUGCGGGCCGCCGCAAGGCCUUCUCCACCUGCUCCUCCCACCUGGUCGUGGUCUCCCUCUUCUACGGCACCGCCAUCUUUAUCUAUAUUCGCCCUAAAGCCAGCUACGAUCCGGCCACUGACCCUCUGGUGUCCCUCUUCUAUGCUGUGGUCACCCCCAUCCUCAACCCCAUCAUCUACAGCCUGCGGAACACAGAGGUCAAAGCUGCCCUAAAGAGAACCAUCCGGAAAACGGUGCCUAUGGAGAUUUGAAAAGGGGGCGAUAGUGACUUCUG
Molecule: messenger RNA, 1672 nt
Organism: Pongo pygmaeus (Bornean orangutan)
Lineage: Eukaryota; Metazoa; Chordata; Mammalia; Primates; Hominidae
Gene: OR10C1
Product: olfactory receptor family 10 subfamily C member 1
Exons: 1
Coding region: 711-1649 (312 amino acids)
Biological process (GO): G protein-coupled receptor signaling pathway
Cellular component (GO): membrane
Molecular function (GO): G protein-coupled receptor activity; olfactory receptor activity
Source: RefSeq, a predicted model, not a curated record